AUGGCGCUGGUGGGUGUGUCAUGGAGCGUGGUAAUGCGCUACAAUGAGCGUAUAACGAGCUUCGGGGUCAACAGCACGUCAACAGUUAACCGAGAGCCAGUUGUGCAAUCCCUGCGCAGAAGAAGCCAGCAGAGCCUCGGGCCUUUUCACUGGGCAGCAAAACCAGCUGGAGACUCCACACUUUGUGUUUGUCGUCCUGUAGCCCGGACACUCACAGCCCCUGACGGAGCAGAGCCCCCGGGAGAGGGUAAAACAACAUCUCUUCCCAGCCAGACAGGCUGUCAUUCUGAAUAUGGAAAAGAGCAGAGACACCCUUUGGAACGUUGCAACAACAGAGACAUCUCAAAUCUGCCAAGAUGUUCCCAACCAGAAAAUCAUUUGACUCCUUGGGUCACCUCUUUUCCUCCCACAGACACGGGCACGGAUUUGGUGCCAGAGAAGCUGCCAGACAACCAGACGGGGAAGGAAUGCAAGACUGGUGUUGGUUUGCAAAGGGACAAGGAUGACAUUCUUCUGUGUGAAGAAGUGGAGGAACAAGAUCUGUCAGCUGAAGAAAGAACAUUUUUGGAAGAGUUUCUCAUCUUGAAGGAGGAGCUAGAAGAAUACAUCAGGAAGUUACAUGCCCUUGCAGACCACAUCGACAAAACCCAUGAAACACUCACCAAGGCCAGCAUGGGGACCAACUCCGUGGCCGUCAUUUCAGGAGCCCUGACCUUCCUGGGCUUAGCUCUUGCCCCAGCAACAGCAGGAGGAAGCGUGGUGCUCUCCACUAUUGGUACAGGUUUGGGGACAGCAGCUGGGGUCACCACCGCCUUGACCAACUUUUGGGAACAAGAUCACAAUCAAAAAGCCCAAGAUCAGGCUAGCAGCCUAGGGCCAACACAAGACCAACAGGUCGAGGAAGCUGGGGGAGAUGGUCAGAAGCCAUCCUACUUCAAGCUUGUCGGCAAGAUUGCCUAUUGUUUUGGAAGUGCCAUCAGGAAUAUUAAGAAGCACAUCCAUGACUUUAAGACAGCCAGAGUCCAGCCACACCUAGCCCCUGCUGCCAAGGCUCUCCUGACCACUGGCCAAGUCUCGGCCCAAAGGAGCAGGCAGGUGCAAAACGCCUUUGUGGGUACAAUACGAGCGGUGACCAGAAAUGCUCACUUGCUGAGUAGUGCGGUGACUGGCCUCUACCUCGGGAAGGACUUGGCCGCCCUCCUGAAGGUCUGGAAGCAACUGAAGGAGGGAGCAAAGUCAGAGUUUGCAAAAGAGCUGAGGGCCAAGGCUGGGGAGCAGGAAAAGAAGCUGACAGAACUCACGCAGUGCCAUGAGAGCCUGCAGCAGAAGAAACUCUUGCAAGAAAAAAGGCUUAUGAGCUCCUCUUCGGAGGGAGCCGUGGAAACUCUGCCCCAGCCCCCAGACAGGCGUGCGGAAGCAGGAUCCCAAGAGGCAGGAAAGAACAACACAACUGAGCCCAGGGACCUCUGAGCGAAAUAA
This is a messenger RNA of Ceratotherium simum simum (southern white rhinoceros), 1479 nucleotides long. The record is from RefSeq and is a predicted model, not a curated record. NCBI's taxonomy places the organism in Eukaryota, Metazoa, Chordata, Mammalia, Perissodactyla, Rhinocerotidae.